Molecule: messenger RNA, 381 nt
Organism: Paramuricea clavata
Lineage: Eukaryota; Metazoa; Cnidaria; Anthozoa; Malacalcyonacea; Plexauridae
Source: the annotation of a GenBank genome assembly
AUGCAACGACGAUGCAACGGCGAUGCAACGACGAUGCAACGGCGAUGCAACGGCGAUGCAACGGCAAUGCAACGGCGAUGCAACGGCGAUACAACGACGAUGCAACGACGAUGCAACGACGAUGCAACGACGAUGCAACGACGAUGCAACGACGGUGCAACGACAAUGCAACGACGAUGCAACAGCGAUGCAACGGCGAUGCAACGGCGAUGCAACGGCGAUGCAACGGCGAUGCAACGGCGAUGCAACGACGAUGCAACGACGAUGCAACGGCGAUGCAACGGCGAUGCAACGGCGAUGCAACAAUACAACAACAAUACAACGACAACGACAAUACAACGACAACGACAAUACAACGACAAUACAACGACAAUACAAUGA